Molecule: messenger RNA, 1405 nt
Organism: Vigna umbellata (rice bean)
Lineage: Eukaryota; Viridiplantae; Streptophyta; Magnoliopsida; Fabales; Fabaceae
Source: RefSeq, a predicted model, not a curated record
UAUUUUUAUCACAAAAUUGUAUAACCAUGCAUCCUUCAUUGAUCGCUCCAUACCUUUCUCGCAACAUCAGAUUCUCUGCGUCAUGUUUCAACGGCUUAUGGGUCACCUCGUCACUCGCACUCGCACUCUCAAUCAGCUCGCCCGAGUCACGCCCUUCAUUCAUCGCCAUAAAUCUCUCCUCGUAGCACCAAUUUCUUGUUCCCAAACCCUAUCUUCCCUCCAAUUCUCCACCGACACCUCCGCCUUCACCCACCACCCGGUCAGGCUCCCGGACGAUCUAUCUAAAGACCUGAUUGUCCUCUCGUGCGAGUCUUCAGCUGAAGGCGGCGUCUGCCACGUUUACUUGGUCGGAGUCUCUCAUGGCACCAAGGAAUCAUACAGACGAGUUCAGGCUACAGUGAAAUUUCUGAAACCGGAGGCCCUCUUCCUAGAGUUGUGCCAGAGUCGUGCUUCAACUCUUACCUGUAAAAAUUUCAAGAGACACGUACCCACUGUGAAAGAAAUGGUUACACAAUUGAGGAAAAAAGAGAACAUUUUUUCAGUACUUUUGGGUUGGUUCCAAGCCAAGAUUGCUGAUGAUCUUCAUGAAAAUGAGUUUCGUGUGGCAUAUGAAGAAGCCAUCAAAUAUGGAGGCAAAGUGAUACUUGGUGAUCGCCCUGAUAAUAUUACAUUAAGGAGAUUUUGGAGUAAGACCCCACUUUGGCAUAAAACAAAAUUGUUACUCCUUUUACUUCUCGGGGCAGUUAUUAUACCCGGCUCUGAUUAUCUUAACAAUGAGCCGAAGUUAAGGGAUGACAGUGUCAUGAGUAAGUGGUUUCCGACUUUCGUGGAGAUUAUUGGGCAUGAACGAGAUCAGUACAUGUCCUCCACAUUAUUAAAAGUGGCGAGUGAAAAUAGCUCAGUUGUUGCUGUUGUUGGAAGGGCUCAUUUAGAGGGAAUAAAGAAGCAUUGGAAGCAACCUGUCGUGAUGAAUGAUCUCAUGACAGUCCCAUCUGUUUAACCAGCUGUAUCUGCAAUAAGAAUCUUGAGAUCCGUUGGUGUUGUCGUGGCUGCGGUGGCCAUUAUAUCAGGAAUUGAAAUAACUGUUAUAAGAGAUGAUGGGGUGGCUGGGCUGGUCAUUAUUUCAUGCAAGAAAUAACUCUUAUAAGAGAUGCUGUCAUCCACCACAACGUUGAUGUAGGAAUUGAAACAUGUAUGAUGUAGCAGUUGAGUCAACCAUCAACGAAGUUGAUGCAGAAGCUAUUUAUCCCUUUUUCGUAUCAAGCAAGAAUAACAAUUCUUUUUGAAUCUUUACAUAGAAAUCAUGUUAUACAACACUAAUAAAUACUCAGUCAGAUAGUUCCAUUUUAACAGGAAUUCCAAGGGAGAUAGAAAAUGGUCUAAUUACAAUUUUUUAUUCUUGCGC